GAGAGAGACGGGACGGGGACGGCAAGCAGAGUCAACCCUGACCCUGAGAAACGGAAAGGCGACGAGCGGUGUCGUCCUCGGCACUCGAACUCACUCAAUUCGUUCGCCGGCCGCGCUUACUUCGUGUGCUCCUCUUCUCCCUCGUCCCGCCGUCGCCGCCGCAGAGGAAGCGUCGGAGAGACCGCCGGAGGGAGGAGCGGCAUGGCCGGCCCUGACCUCCUCCGCCCAGAUCCAGGUCUGGCCAUCGUGGUCAUGGGGGUCAGCGGCUGCGGCAAAUCCUCUGAUGCCAAUUUUCUGUUCUGCCGCAGGACCGUGGCGGCGAUGCUCGCGGAGGCGCUGGGCUGCGGCUUCGUCGAGGCGGACGACUACCACUCCCAGACAAACAAAGAGAAGAUGAGCAAGGGAGUCCCGCUGACCGACGCGGACCGCCUCCCGUGGCUGGAGUCGCUGCGCGGCGCCAUCCGGGACCGGCUGGGCCGCGGCGAGGACGUCGCCGUCAGCUGCUCGGCGCUGCGGCUGAGGUACAGGGAGGUGCUCCGGGAAGGUGAUCGGAACUACAAGCCAGGGAGCUACGGGACCUGCAGGGUGAAGUUCGUGUGCCUGGAGGCGUCGGCGGAGGUGAUCGCCGGGAGGGUGGAGCGGAGGGCGGCGGAAGGGGGCCACUUCAUGCCGGCGAGUCUGGUGCAGAGCCAGCUCGACCUGCUGGAGAUCGACGCGGCCGAGGGGAUCACCGUCGUCGACGCCACGGUGCCCGCAAACGCCAUCGUCGAAGCCACCGUCGCGCAGUUCAGGGAGGAGCUGGCCUCAACGGCGCGCUCACAACCGAGAGUUUCUGCUGCUUCUUGUUUCUGAAUCCAGCUUCAUUUCGUCAGUGUACUGGACUGCACUGGGCAGACAGUAUUCAGUCCACAUACAGCUUGUAAAAAGGCUUGCAGACAAG
Messenger RNA from Triticum dicoccoides, 940 nucleotides. Its product is annotated as gluconokinase-like. NCBI's taxonomy places the organism in Eukaryota, Viridiplantae, Streptophyta, Magnoliopsida, Poales, Poaceae. Gene Ontology annotation, cellular component: cytoplasm. Gene Ontology annotation, molecular function: gluconokinase activity. The transcript is spliced from 4 exons. The coding region runs from base 202 to 852 and encodes 216 amino acids. The record is from RefSeq and is a predicted model, not a curated record.